Messenger RNA from Daphnia pulicaria, 992 nucleotides. Its product is annotated as serine/threonine-protein phosphatase 6 regulatory ankyrin repeat subunit B-like. The transcript has 2 exons. Gene Ontology annotation, molecular function: protein binding. Bases 26 to 646 code for a protein of 206 amino acids. NCBI's taxonomy places the organism in Eukaryota, Metazoa, Arthropoda, Branchiopoda, Diplostraca, Daphniidae. The record is from RefSeq and is a predicted model, not a curated record.
GGUAAACAGCGCGCUAGAUUACGCAAUGGAAAACAUUUACGGACUCGAUAAAGCAAUUGCUAAUCUGCUGAGGGAAAAAAUGGCCCUGAAGGCAGAAGAAAUCAACCACGAAGUAGAGAACAUGGCUGCAUCGGUUCCAGCAGGAGGUCGCAUCAAAGAAGAUUCAGAUAAUGUUAAAACGAUUCGUUUGCUGAUAGAAGAUGGACAAGAUGUUAGCGCGAUGACAUGGGGAGGAAACGGAGCGAACGCACUUCACCUGGCGGCAGCUGACGAAAAGGCGGCGGAAUUCAUCGACGUCAUUCUGGAGACUGGGAAAUUUGACAUUAACGGAGUUGACAACGACGGAAGGACACCACUCCAUUACGCAAUAAAGAGACCCAAGCCAAUUACAAUCAAUUCUCGUCGUCUGAUUAAAAUGGGAGCCAAUCCCAGUGUAACAGACAAGAACGGAGUCACCCCUCUUCACAUGGCGGCGAGAAACGCAGAAUCGAUGGAUCUCAUCGAGAUACUCCUCAAUGCUGAAGCGGUGGACGUCAAUCACUACGACCACAACGGAACUACUCCACUCGCUUAUGCUCGAGCCAACAAACACGGAAUAGGCCAGAGGAUUAUCGAUCGUCUGAAGGAAUAUGGCGCAAAGGAAUAACAUCGUCCAACAGCGGGAGCACUGCAUGGCCAUAAUCCGGAGGUGAGCGGAAGAAUAUUGCCUGGAUUAAAUUGCCUUCGUUAGUAGUAGUGAAAUGGGACAGUUGAAGAUUUUCUUGGAUAUUUUAAAUUUAGUACAAAAUCCUUGGCUUACUUGGCUUACUUGAUUCAAUGCAACAUCCCAUGGAAAAUAAGUCGCUCCCUUUUUACAUUUAGUUGAAUCCUUAAUAUAGGCUGGUUAGAAUUGUAAAAGUGCAGCAUAAAAACCUUAUUAGAUUCACCCUGCUAUAAGCUUAACUCAUAAUUAAAAUUAAACGUCCUUACCCUUACCCCAAAGAUAUUACAUC